This is a messenger RNA of Paralichthys olivaceus (Japanese flounder), 1089 nucleotides long. The record is from RefSeq and is a predicted model, not a curated record. NCBI's taxonomy places the organism in Eukaryota, Metazoa, Chordata, Actinopteri, Pleuronectiformes, Paralichthyidae.
UGGACGGAGGCUGGUCACGCUGGAGUCCCUGGUCCCGCUGUGAUAAGCGCUGCGGUGGUGGACGCUCCAUACGCACUCGCUCCUGCUCCAGCCCUCCACCCAAGAACGGGGGCAAAAAGUGUGUAGGAGAGAAGAACCAGGUCAAACCCUGCAACACCAAACCCUGUGAUGAGAGAGGUUGCCCGCCAGGCCAGGAGUUUGUGUUGUGUGCCAACCAGUGUCCACAGCGCUGCUCCGACCUCCAGCAGGGCAUCGAGUGCCAGGGCAACACCGAGUGUCAGCCCGGCUGUCGCUGCCCUGAAGGCCAGUUGCAGCAGGACGGGAUGUGCGUGCAGCUCUGGCAGUGUGACUGUGUGGACUCGCUCGGACAGAUUUGGGCGGCCGGGAGUUGGCAUCAGGUGGACUGUAACAACUGCAGCUGCUCCGAUGGACAGCUCCUCUGCUCCAACAACAGCUGCCAGGCGACGUGCGUGUGGAGCUCCUGGUCCAGUUGGGCGUCAUGCAGCGUUACCUGCGGGCAGGGCCAGAGAACCAGAUACAGGUCUCUGGUCCCGGAGACUGAAGGAGCAGACUGCCAGUUUGAAGAAGUCCAGCAUAAAUCCUGCAGCCCAGGCUCCUGUCCACCCCUCUGUGUGCACGACGACCAGGAGCUCAGCGUGGGGCACACCUGGCUGCAGGGAGAGUGUAAACAAUGCACAUGCACCCCUGAGGGAGAUUACUGCCAGGACAUCGACUGCAGAGUGGAUGGUGGGUGGACCCCCUGGUCAGUGUGGUCGGACUGCUCAGUGACAUGCGGACAGGGGGCACAUGUCCGAAGCCGUGCCUGCAUCAACCCCCCACCACGAAACAAUGGGUCUGACUGCAGUGGGCCAGAGAGAGAGACCCAGGACUGUCAUAGUCCUCCCUGUCUGGAUGACCUUUGCCCCUGGUCGCCAUGGUCACCGUGUUCUCGGAGCUGUGGCGCAGGGUCUGUGGCGCGGCGCAGGGUGUGUGUGUGUGAGGAGGGAGGUGAUGCAGCAUGUCCUACUGAGAUUGAGGCGGAGAGGAACAGAGAGGAGACCCAGCUGUGUUACAAACAGCCCUGUGCAG